CAUCGACGGUGAACGAAAGGCGAAGGCGCGGAAAAGCGCGUGGAAAAACCAAAUAAAAAGUUGAUGGAAAUGUGAGGCCCAAAUACGUGAGGCGCGACAUUUUCCGGACCAAACUGUGUGUGUGCGUGUGCUGUGUUUUUGUGACUCGGGGCAAAAGUGUAAAUUGCCAUAGAUCAAAGCUCACAAAGCAAACAAAGUGCGAAUUGAUAGGACACAGAGCAAACAUUAAAAAGUGUUAGGAAAAAGAAUAAAUCGAGGAUUGGAGGGAAAGUGAAAAGGUAUAGCUGCAACGCCAAAAAGAGACCGCAAAUCGAGUGGGUCAUCGCAAAAUGUUGACCCUGUGGACGGCACUUUUCUGCUGCCUGACGGGGCUGGCCGUGUGCUACCAGCGGCAAUCUGUGAGCAACAACAACCACAACAACGCCGAGGCGAAGCCCACCCACGCACCCCCCUCGCAUUAUCCUCAUGGCCACAAGUGGAACGAGCCGUACUUUGAUCUCACGAUGCCCAGGAACAUCACAUCGCUGGUGGGCAAAUCCGCAUAUCUCGGUUGUCGUGUCAAGCAUCUGGGCAAUAAGACGGUCGCCUGGAUACGACAUCGUGACCUGCACAUCCUCACCGUGGGCACCUAUACCUAUACGACGGAUCAGCGGUUCCAGACCUCAUACCACCGGGACAUCGACGAGUGGACCCUGCAGAUCAAGUGGGCCCAGCAGCGGGACGCCGGGGUCUACGAGUGCCAGAUAUCCACGCAGCCCGUGCGCAGCUACUCGGUCAACCUGAACAUCGUGGAUCUGAUAGACUCGGAGACCAGCGAUAUGAUGCAGCAGUACUAUAACGACGACGCCUUCUAUAUAGCCGAGAAUCGGGUGUAUCAGUCCAGUAAUGAUGAGUUCGCCGGGAUGUUUGGACCCAUUCAGACAGUUGCGGUGCCCACGGCCACCAUUCUGGGAGGACCCGAUCUGUACGUGGACAAGGGCAGCACCAUAAAUCUCACUUGCAUCAUCAAGUUCAGCCCGGAGCCGCCUACCCAUAUCUUCUGGUAUCAUCAGGAUAAGGUCCUCAGCGAGGAGACUUCGGGCGGUCGGCUGAAAUUCAAGACCGUAAAGUCGGAGGAGACCAAAUCCAUUCUGCUCAUUUACGAUGCGGAUCUCCUGCACUCCGGCAAGUACUCCUGUUAUCCUUCGAACACGGAGAUAGCCAGCAUACGCGUCCACGUCCUUCAGGGCGAGCGACCCGAGGCGAUGCAAACGAACGCGGCCCCGGCAGCCGUCGCCCUGGCCUGUUGGUCCUGUCACUUUGGCCAGGCCACGCAGGCGGUCAGGGUAAUUAGCACAAUGGUGGCGGCACUUGUUUUGUUGGAGGCCUGCUCCUCGCUGUUGCUCCAAGGAGGUGGAGGUGGAGGUGGAGGUGGAGGAGGAGGAGGUGGAUGUCCUGGAGGCGGAGGACCUGCUAAAAUCAGGGAGAUACAAGAGAAACCUUGCCCAAGAUCCCCAGUCGACCCCAAGGAACCCUCGACGACGUCUGAGGAGCGUGUCAAUAAUGGCAGCCGGAAUGCACGGUGAUAAAUUAAUGUCGCCCCGUUGGAAUUCCACCGCCAAUGCAGCGCCCAAAUGCAGCAGAAAUGAUUUAUGGGAGAAGUUGCAGGAGCAGCAGGAGCUGCAAGGAGCUGCAAGGAGCAGCAACUGAGGUCCUUCCACUCCAGCUGCAUGUAAUACCUUUCUGAAAAACCAACUAAUUAUGCUAAUGAUGGAAGAUGCUCCUGCUGUUGCUCCUUCGUCUCCUCCUCACCAAAGUUGUAAGUAAGUGUGUUUCUAAUUAAGUGGGCUGGGGAUUAGUUAGUUAGGCGGAAAUCAGAGCCAUGUACAUAAACUUCUCACGUAAAUUUGCCAGCACACUAGCGAACUUAGCUAAAUGGAAAGCAUUUCGAACGAAUCAUCAAAUUAGAGAACUAUAUUCAAGUGGUUUGCUUAUAGAGCCAGGCCUAGGUGUUUAAAGGAAUAUUAAAGUGAAUAAAAUGGCAAGCAGGGGUCUUUUCGAAAUGUCAGAGAUUUGGAGGUGGCAUUUAAGGUGUCCCCAAGAAAGGCAAUUAAGUAAUUCGCUCUAAAAACCCAAGGUAUCACAUAAUUUGUUCUAUAAGUAUAAGGAAAGAAAUUUAAUUUGUAAAUAGUGCCUGGGACACCUUGACACUGUUUUUAAGUAUCUACAGAUCUCCAAAAAGACCCCUGAUUAGGAACUUAAGUAUAUAUGUAGCGAAAGUUUACUCAGAUCGUUGUAAAUAAUAUUGGGAUUCGUUCUUGAUUUGUGUGUUGUCCUUGGGUUACCCUGUAUAGCCUAGCAUUUAAGCAAUGUAAAUAUUUAGAGAUACAAUGUAGCUAACUGUUUCGACACGAACUUCUUCGAAGGUUCCUAAACUAAUUUUUGAACAAAUUUACAUGUCCACUGGUGACCCCCAAUAUCUAUAGGGAACUGUGGAGAAUUCAUGGGAAAUUCCUGCCAAAACCCGCCUCAGUUUGAAGUGCGACUUUCCGGACUAACAAUUUAUUUAGAAGAAUUUCUCCAAGUCAUGUGGGCAGUUCCUGUUCCCAUUUACCAACGCCCAGUACGAGUUCAUUGCUCCCCUAGUCCAGUGAAAUUUAGAGCUCCCAUUUCAGCAUGUCCGGUUGCAUUUUUACACCCAAACCCUGGCCGUUUCUCCGGAAAAAAGGGGGAAGACACAACUGGCAAGUCACUUUUCACUCUUGUCAACAAAAUAUUUGCAUUUCCAUUCGCCGAGGCGGUCGAAUGUGUUCAGGUUGGGUUUGUCUUGAAGGACUUUGUCCGGGAAACCGAGCCGAGCGAUGGCUCCUUCAUCCUGUGCCACAUUUAAAAAUGUAUGGGGCACUGGGAGUCCGGCCCUUAAAUGGGGCUGAGUUUAACUGAUCAAAAUUGUAAAUAAACCUGCAUAUAUACCAUAUGAAUAAACUAUAAACUGUACUCAAGUAUUCGUGUGGUAGUCGUACAUUACAUAUUAAAACGAACACAUAAUGCACACUGCGCGCGAAUCAGUCAUAUAUAUCUUUAUAUAUAUAUGGAUAUGGAUUUAUAUACGUACAUGGAUGUAUCGGUAUUAAAAGUGUAAACCCAACGCAUGCAAAAUUAGUCGCGACAUGUAAAUGAAUGUUUAAUGGGUAAAUUAAUGUUGCCAUAAGCGGGACAGAAAAAACCAUGAAUAUAAUUGCAAUUAAGCAAAUAAAAUAAUAUAUGUUAUAAGCAUAAUAUGGGGAAAAAUAGCGAGUAUUAUAACAGAAGCCGAAAAGCAGAAAGCGGAAAUAAAAACAAAAA
Drosophila suzukii is the source of this 3324-nucleotide messenger RNA. It is a transcript of the gene dpr10, whose product is annotated as defective proboscis extension response 10. NCBI's taxonomy places the organism in Eukaryota, Metazoa, Arthropoda, Insecta, Diptera, Drosophilidae. Gene Ontology annotation, biological process: synapse organization. Gene Ontology annotation, cellular component: neuron projection membrane. The record is from RefSeq and is a predicted model, not a curated record.